ACCUGACCUUAAAGGUUUCGAGGUGUUUAGUUUGGUUCUAAUCUGGUCUGUUUAUUUAAAAAAAAUAUUUUGUCCAGUAUUCUGAAGGACUGACUGUGAUGUAUGGCAUCACGAGUCUUCUUUAGGUCCGAAUGAACUUCAACGAAACGCCUCCAUCCUUUAUUGACACCAGUAACUGUCAUUUCUCUCAUAGUUUCUGUUGACGCAGUGACGUAACCCCAGUGCUAUGAUCACCCCCUCUGGUUUCCAGGGCAGACACACACACACACACGUCAUGCUCCUGCAGGUUCAGGCUCUUGUGAGCACACGUCUGGUUCCUCCAGUCCUCCUCCUGUUAAAUGGCCCAGAUUUCUCAGCAGCUUCAGUUCACCGUGAACAGACGCUCAUGUCUGAAUGUGAGAGCCGGAGGAAGUGGGAAGGCAUGACAUUCAAACCUCGGCGGCUGGACUUCGGUCUCCUCUCAGUAUUUUGGUGUUUGUCUUUAUGAUGCAGCUCACGAGCUUGAAUUUCUUCAACGAAUCAAAGUUGUUUUCUGCCCACAUGUUGGCCGGUUUGGUCAUGUUUACCUGCAACCUUCUUUAUGCCUGUUAAGUCUCUAAAGCCUGUAAUCUGCAGCCGUCACGGCCUGCUGAUUAAAACACACACACACGCUGCAGGUGUCGUGUGUCGCUGCAGACCGACGGACGCGGCUUCGUGUGUUUCCAGAUGUUGACCUCUUCUCCAUUACAUGCUGAUCUGAACAGCUUAUGGUGUUUGUCUUCAAUGCUGUCAUGUGACCUUUAAACGUCCGGCAGCGAGGAGCAGCCUGAUCAGUCCCACCCUGAUCAGACGUUACUGAUUCGUCGAACUGUAGCGCCAACAUGUGAUGAGCUUCUGUUGCUUCGACUGCAUCCACCUUUAAGUUUAAAGAUUUGUCCGCCUUAAAGGCAGCUUUCAAAAAGCUCAGUCCUCCCGUCUUCCCGCUGAAACCCGAGGCCGGUGGUUUAACGUCAGGCCACCAGCCACCAGUUUUCCUCAUCCACACUGAAAUGUGAGGGCUGACGUGUUUGAAUGCAAACUCUCAGUUUUCCAGUUUUGAGUAAAAUUUCACCCCUUCGGAGCCGAUUGUGCAAAGUUCCGUUUUGCUCGUCCGUCCCAGAUUUGCCAUCCGCACUAAAACACGACGCUGGUCGUCUUCUGAGCAGCCUGACGUUUCCAGACGCUGCAGUUUCUUUGUGUUUUCAGUGUUUGCAGGCUUCGCUCUCGAUGCCCACGGCUGAAAGAGUCUCUCACUUCCACAGGGCUGGUGGGCUUUUUCAAAUCUAGAUCUUUAUUUGAUCCAAACUGCUGUCAGACAGCUCAGCCGGCUGCCAACUUUUCCAGUGUGAAUCUGGUGUUUUUCCCACUGACCCACUGUGGACGCGUUUCACACCUGACAGAAUCGGUGGCUUCCUGUCGUCGCCGCCGUGUGAACUGAGUUGCGUCUUAUUUCUGUGUUCUGGCUGCUCGUAUCUCCUCUGCUUUUUCAUUGUAAUUACGGCCCGAUGAAGCUCCUGUGGAAUUAAAAUGGAGUGGUCGAGUGUGUGUGUGUGUGUGUGUGUGUGUGAGAGAGAGAGAGACAGGCAGAGAGAGAGAGAAUGGUAGAGCGAGCUUUAUUCAGACUGACCUCCCCUGAUUGUUUCUGAUGUUUUCAUUCGCAGGCUGAGCGGCUUCACAUUACAAACCAAAAGACGACCGACUCUUUAAUUAAUUAACUUAGAUUUAUCUUUAUUUUUAUUAUUGGGACUUUUGGUUUUGGAUUGUCUCGUGUCAGCAGCGUCGUGGCUCUCAGGUAAGCCCACUUUAUUUUAUUUGUGAAUUCAUUUAAAGUUUAUUGAUUGUUUUGUAUUUGAGACAUUUUGGAUUUUCUGUCAGAUUUAUGUGUCAGUGGUCGUGAUUUGUGUGUUUGUUAAAUUUAAAUGUUUUAUUUUUAUUGUAUUUAUUUGUGUACUUUAAUAAUUACUCUUCAUGUUGCUGUUCAACCUUUGAAUUCAUCCUCGGAAAUAAAAUCGAGCGCUUUGUCCACCUGCCGGAGGUCAGAACGGAGUCGUGAUUUAAUCAGAUCAACAGAAAUUAACAGGAUAAUAUUUAACUGCUCUCAUAUUAAAGGUUGAAGUUCUGAUUUGAUUUUUGUUGCUUUGUUAAUUAGAAAUAUUUAAAUAAUACCAAAAUAAAACUGAUCCAAAAUUGAAGCUUUAAAGAGAAUCAUUUUAAAAUUUCAUUUGAGGUUUCAGUGCAAGUUAAAACACACUGUUUGUUCAUUAAAUUAUUGUUUUAAAUUAAAUAUUAAUGUGGCCUUCUUAUUAUUCUUAUUAGAUAAAAUAGAAAACAAAGAAAAGCGAAUAUUUGAUGGUGUGAAGUGACUGCAGUUAACACACACUCAUCCAAAACACAAAUCAAUUUAAUUGUUAAUUUUGCUUUUAAAUCAAACAUCAACAACAAAAUUUUCCCUGAAUCUGCCUGAAGAUAAAAUACAGCAAACACAAAAUAAAAAGUCCAACAUUCAGUCCUGCUGAUCCUGAAUCCAAAACUGGACACAGAAAAUUAAAAUCUGCUAAACAUCAGCACUUCACGAGGAGGUGAGCACACACACACACACACGCGUGUGUUUUCAUGCAAAUCAGGCUGAGUGUGUGAACACCAAGAGAUGAAAGGAAAAGAUUAAAUCUGACUGUGCGCUUGUUUCGGGAGUGAAAGGUUUGAUGUCCCGUUCGUGGACCUAAAGUCUCUGAAAUGAAAGACCAAUCGGGCUCAGGUCUCAGGUCUCAGGUCUCAGGUCUCAGGUCUCCGAGCCUCCAGAAACCCAAAGGGGGGAGAGAAACCGUCAGGCUGAAUGGAGCACAAAAUACAAAAUACGGUUCGCAACUUCAGUAGAAAUUAAAGACAAAAUAAUCAAGCUGUCUGAACCCGAGUGCUGUGGGACAUGAGACAAGUCGUGAGACAGACUGGACUCCCUGAGCACCAGGCCCUGACAAACAGGCAGACCUGAGAAAUGUGACCCAGGUGUGUUCGUCUGCACCACACCUGUCUUUGUUUGUGUCCAGAUGAAGGUGGAGGGGUUACAGGAGGAUGGGGAGUCUGGGUCCGUGUCCUCGGCAGACCGGACCGCCUCUGUGGUUCGUAGCGGCGGAUCGACGGCGUGCGGGCCCAGCUCGGCCGAGCGCUGCAUGUCACGGCUGCUGAGCGCCGUGGAGAGCGAGCUGCAGGCCGGCCGGGAGAAGGGCGACCCGACGGAGAGGGAGCUGAGGGUGACGCUGGAGGACGUCGAGCUGUGGAGGAAGUUCCAGCACAUCACCAACGAGAUGAUCGUCACCAAGAACGGACGCCGGAUGUUCCCCGUCCUGAAGGUCAGCGUGUCCGGACUGGACCCCAGCUCCAUGUACUCCUUCCUGCUGGACUUCGUGCCGGCCGACGGCUGCCGCUGGAAGUUCGUGAACGGGGAGUGGGUGGCGGCAGGCCGGGCGGAGGCCCGUGGCGAGGGGCGGGGCCACGGCGGCAUCUACAUCCACCCGGACUCCCCCAACUUCGGGGCUCACUGGAUGAAGGCGGCCGUGAGCUUCAACAAGGUCAAACUCACCAACAAGGUGAACGGGGGAGGACAGAUCAUGCUGAACUCUCUCCAUAAGUACGAGCCUCAGCUCCACAUCGUGUGUGUUGGCGCUCGUCAUCGUCUGGUUUCCAACGUUUCCUUCAAAGAGACGCAGUUCAUCGCCGUCACGGCCUACCAGAAUGAGGAGAUUACAGCUCUGAAGAUCAAGUACAACCCGUUUGCUAAAGCCUUCCUGGACGCCAAAGAGAGGAACCCAGGUGGACGGGGCUUAGCAGAGUCACUGGAGGGUCGUGCUGGGAUUCAGCCCUGCUGGUCACUGUGCUCGGCCGGAGGAGGCGGAGCUUUUCCUUAUGGCAGCAGCCUCCCACUGACGUCUCACCAUCACCAUGGUUACAAACAUCAUGGUUACCCGGGGCGACACACACCUUACCCCACCGCCUACCUGCCACACCGCUCACACUCCUCAGUUUGUCUGUCUGAAGGUGUUCAGGUGUUAUCAGAUGGAUGGAGCAGCUCCUCCCCUUGUCCGGCCUCCUCUUCCUCCUCUUUGUCCUCCUCUACCUCCCUUCCCCUGACCAGCAACACUCCGUCCUCACAGCCUCCCCCUCCUCCUCCUCCUCCUCACAGCUCCAGUCAGUAUCCCUGCCUGUGGACAGUUGGAUGCAGUGAGCUGAGCCCCUCCCACUCGCCCUGCACCACUCUCCACGGACCAAUCAGCAAUGACACCCUCAUGCAGCCUCCCGGUCACAGCCGAGUGGGCGGUGCUGGAUGGCCACCUGGCCCCACCCACUCAUUCUGAGGAGGAUGUGAUGUGAUGUGAUUGGUCAAAUGGAGGUGCCGACUGUCUGUAGUUGCUGCUGCUGAGUCACUUCCUGUACGUCCUGCUAACCACUGAUGGCUACAAACACAUGUCCCACCAGAUGUCCUACCAGUAACUGGUGUCUGCCAGUGGCACAGGAAGCUACCUGUACCCACAGGUGGCCUCUGACAGCUGGCAGCAAUUAGCGACAGCUGACUGAGUCUUUGCUUGUUGUGCCUAAUACCUGCCACUUGUGGCCACUGCUAACUACUGCUAAGCUAAUAUCUGUUGGCAAAUGGUGGAGUGCAGCCACCUUUCAGGGGCCGCCAGUGUCAUGUGUCAUUACUUUAUAAUCAUGUUAUAAUUGCAGAAAAUCAGUAACUAAAUCGUCAGAAAGACAAUUCUGUGGACAGCCCUGAUUUUGAUUCUUGAAAACAUUUUUUUCCUUUUGUUUGUCAGUGCUGAUGAUGAUGAUGAUGACAACAUCUUGUUGUUGGUGUUGUGGCGCCCUCUGGUGCUGAAGGUGAAAACAUCCAUUAGCUCCUCUGGUAGUGAGGCCGAUGACAGGUGGUCGUCCUGUCUGUCUUUGUUCCAGUGUAUCCUGUAUGUCUGUACAGAAUGAUACUUGAUUGAUAUUUAAUUAAUUGAUAUUUGAUUGACAGGGAAGGUUUUUACAAAGUAAAAAAAUACAUUUCCUGUACAGUUUUGUCAGUUGUUUCAGCUGCUGCAUGUUGGCUCUUUGUUGUUCUUUCUGUACUUCUGGUAGUUGCUGAAAAAACAGAAACAAAAUGAACUCAACUCUUCAGUUUCACAUCUUUGACUUUGCUGAAUGUGGAAGUCCUGAAUUCCUCUACCCGUUGUUUUUUGCUGCAUGUGUGAGACAGCUUACUGUCAUUCUGCUCUGUGUCAAUAAAGGUUUCGUGGAAAGUUUGGCUGUAAUAUUUUAUUUUUUCCCAACAUAAAGAAGUCUUAAGUGGGACAUACAGAAAGAGAGCUAACUGCCACAAGAACAGAAUUUGUUCUUUAUUUCCAAAAUGGUACACUGUAAACGAAAUGUAUCCUUCAGCAGUACAUUUUCCCCAAAAGAAAAGCAAGGGAUGAAAAAAAAAUAGACGGUGAAAUGUUGUUUAUGUGCAGAGUCUAUUACUGUGAAUUUCUGUGUAUUUGUCAGUGCAUGUACUGUGUGUUUACUAUUGGGUGUCUGUCAAUGAA
Scatophagus argus is the source of this 5579-nucleotide messenger RNA. RefSeq names its product T-box transcription factor TBX19-like. Gene Ontology annotation, biological process: mesoderm formation; cell fate specification; heart morphogenesis. The record is from RefSeq and is a predicted model, not a curated record. Gene Ontology annotation, cellular component: nucleus. The transcript has 8 exons. The coding region runs from base 3063 to 4367 and encodes 434 amino acids. NCBI's taxonomy places the organism in Eukaryota, Metazoa, Chordata, Actinopteri, Scatophagidae. Gene Ontology annotation, molecular function: DNA-binding transcription factor activity, RNA polymerase II-specific; RNA polymerase II cis-regulatory region sequence-specific DNA binding.